UGGGAGAUUGUCAGAAAGAGAGAUGUACAGAGGAGAAAGGGGGAGAGGGAAGGAUUAUUUAGUUAAUUUAGGGGCGCUUGUUACAGUAGAGUAAGGUCAGUAAAGGGAUGAAAGGUGUAGACCAGGACAGAGACAGACAGGUUUUAUGAGAGCAGAGAGAUCAACUCAGAUUUAGAGUUUGGGGUACAGAGGCAAGGCAUGACAAACCGUACAGUUAUAACACAUUGAGACGAGGAGACCGAAUUGAACAAAAAUAGAGGCCAUUUUGGAGUUCAGGGAUAAGGGUAUAGGGACCAGGGGGAGAGUUUAGGGUUUAUUUUUGUUUUUUUGGGGGUGGGGACAGGUGGAACGAGCAGCAGUGUCUUGAUGAGUACUGCAUUGCUGUCAGGAGUCAUAGAACGAACAACCACAUAGAUGGGGAACACAUGGAUUAUAGGAUUAAUCUCUCUCCUGGCUAUUUCUGCUACCUGGAGUUUGGAAACCGGACAUAACAACCAUAUUUCUGUGACCUCUCACACUACCCCUCCUUCCACUACAAUUACAUCUACAGAACUUCGACUGCACGUUGCCAGAAGUGAACAUUUUCGUCUAGGCCAUGAGGUCAUCUUAACGUGCUGCAAUAAGACUUGGAGUGAAAUGAUCUACACCAUCUGGAAAAUAGACCGGGGUGGAACGGUGUGUCAAAUAUCAUCAGGUGUUAAUGACCAACCUCUUGACUCAUGCAACGAUGGAAAAGUCAUGCUAAACACAACCAGUGGUGAAUCUUACCUACGCAUUCCUGAGUUCUCAAUCAGUGAUGAGGGAUUCUAUUACUGUGAGUCAGUAUACAGAGGAGGGAGCAACUCUGCAAACAUUAAGGUAUCAGUUAUAGCUCCUCCCACAGUGUCUGCCUGGCUGGAGUGGGAGGGCAGCAAGAGGGUGGCUGUGUGUUUAGGAAGGGGGAAACCAGCUGCCUCCAUCUCCUGGAGGAACACAUGGAACUCUACUUCAACCCCAGCCGGCACUAUAAAGACCAUACAGAACCAAGACGGCUCCUACUCUGUGGAGAGACGGUUGGUCCUGCCUGAUGUCAUCCCUAUGGCCAACCUGACCUGUGAUGUCAGACAUCCCUCCUGGGUUCAGGUGCAUACUGUGACACUACCGAUCCCUGAAGCGGCCUCAAUACCCUGGCUACAUGUCAUCAUCUCCGUGGUAACCAUCAGUGUCAUUAUGGCUACUCUGGGUGGUUUAUACUUCACACAAAAACACCUCUGCAGAAUUAGCCCCGCCACACCAUCUGAGUCCAAGGCUCCUCAGUCACAGGACUAUGUGGAGGAAGUAGAGCCCUAUGCCAGCUACGUGCAGCGUGUCAACUCCAUCUACAACUCCUCUGCAGACCUGUUCACAUAACACCCCCCCACACACACACACACACGCACGCACGCACGCACGCACGCGCACGCACGCAGGCAGGCAGGCAGGCAGGCAGGCAGGCAGGCAGGCAGGCAGACAGACAGGCAGGCAGGCAGGCAGACAGACAGGCAGACAGACAGGCAGGCAGGCAGGCAGGCAGACAGACAGACAGACAGACAGACAGACAGACAGACAGACAGACAGACAGACACCACUCUUUACAAAGUUGGAGGUUGAUGAAACUGAGAAAAGCCACAAUGAGCCAGUAAAUGACACAGGUAGAUAAUGGAGGACAUGACGCAGAGCUUCAGGUAGGAGAGGAAACCCUCACAGAUCACGCCGGCCUGUGGAGGCAGAUGAAAAGGGAUUCCACCCAGCAGACGUGUGGCACCACUGCAGACACAGCCCCCACUCCCCCUGCAUCUCUACCGAACCACAGGCCUCUGUCUCAAUGAUAACCUUGAGAACUUGCCUCACAACUCCUAAACUUUCCUUACAGAUAACUAUAUAAUAAUGACAUCCCGGAGACGUGAGAAGAUGACCAAAGAUUAGACAGUUCUACAGAGAUUUCUACAACCAAAGUGACAUGUGGGCAGAUCAGAGAGGAUCUUUCCAGUUUCCUAAUUUGCACACUGAGAACUAUGACCGUGUGUAGUCUGUAUACCACAGCUCUCAUAACACACACGUUUGACUGUUCCCACACCCCUGUGUAUCAUGUGCUACUCGUGGGCAAGAGUGCAAUUUUGAGAUGUUUAAUCAAAAUCAAAAUGUAUAUUACACUGAAGCAUGAUUACAUUGUUUUUGUUGAGUUAAUAUUUAUGAUUGAAUUUAAAAAUAUCAUGUUUAUUAUAUUUCUUUAUAAUAACAACAGAUUAUUUACAUUAGAAACUUACACCCUGAGCUGAUGGGAAAAGGACGUGAAGCACACACCCGAUUCUCUGUGGUUUGAUUCAGGAGAGAAUAUUUUGAAUCUGAGAACUAACUUUACAACUAAGCUUUUUAAUUGAGUCAGUUGCUUUCAAUUUAGAAAAUGUGUAUGCAUGUUGCAGAGUACCAAUUAUACUGUGACAUUCGGUGGAGCCUCUUUUUAAAAUGGUCCUGGGCCUAAUAGUAAUGAACACAACAACAACCAUGUUGUCAUCUGUUUGUCAAACAAAUCACUUCCAAAAGUAAGCUACUUGCGGCUGCCCACCUUCAUCCCCCAAAAUUCCAGAAUCCAAACAGUGCAUUGUGCUCGCGCCAUUUGAUUCAUGGAAGGAGACAUCUGUAGUGCUAUUGGUAGUGCUAUACUUCCAGGGAUGUGUCAGAAAUAUUUUUUGGCCAUUUUCACAGCCAUAAUUAUAAGCGCAAUAGCUGGAGGUGGUGCAAAAGGUCUGACUUUUGAUGAAUAAACAAGCUGUAGGUGUGAUGAGGGCUUGGACACUCACUGGACAAUCAACACAUUCCAUGGCUUAAUACUGCAUGUGUUUUUCUCAAGUUUCGUAGGUUAUUGACUGUCUUUGCAUUGUCAUAAACUCCAAUUCAACUGGG
Molecule: messenger RNA, 2922 nt
Organism: Oncorhynchus nerka (sockeye salmon)
Lineage: Eukaryota; Metazoa; Chordata; Actinopteri; Salmoniformes; Salmonidae
Product: cell surface glycoprotein CD200 receptor 1-A
Biological process (GO): regulation of neuroinflammatory response
Molecular function (GO): signaling receptor activity
Source: RefSeq, a predicted model, not a curated record